Eufriesea mexicana is the source of this 894-nucleotide messenger RNA. RefSeq lists its product as uncharacterized. NCBI's taxonomy places the organism in Eukaryota, Metazoa, Arthropoda, Insecta, Hymenoptera, Apidae. Gene Ontology annotation, molecular function: catalytic activity. Bases 1 to 894 code for a protein of 297 amino acids. The transcript is spliced from 2 exons. The record is from RefSeq and is a predicted model, not a curated record.
AUGCAGAGAUCGAGGGUAGUGCCCUACGAGGUUAGGUCGCAGAUGGAGAUAACGGGCGCACACAUCAUACUCAUGCAGGAGCCCUACACAAUGGCGAGUAUAAUACCAGGAUUAGGGACGAGCGUCGCGAUCGUGUUUCGCGGAGACAAGAGCGCCUCGCCUCUCGUGCCGGUGGGGAUUAGAGAAAACCACAUCCCGGCUCUCAAUGUCGCCAGCUUGUGCACGAGACACUGCGCUUGUCUGGAUAAGGUGCUGUUGUACCUGCGGGGCAAAAGGGUCAUCGUCGGAGCGGGCGUCAAUGCUAAGUCGCCGCUGUGGUUCUGCAGGGAGCUCGACCAACGCGGCGAGCCCCUCGAUGGCCUGAUUUCUCAGCACGGUCCGUUGGUGCUUAACCGGCCGUGCGACGUCACAACGUUUGAGGCAACGCGCGGGAAAUCUAUCAUCGACGUGACGCUCGUCACUCCGGAAGCACUACCGCUCGUGCAAAACUGGAAGUUGCACGAGGACGGAAAAUCCAGCGACCACCGAAUACUGGAGACGCGACUUAACCUCAAGAAGAGGAAAGCACCGCCACCACCACUACAACAACGCUACCACGCCAGGAAGGCCAAUUGGGAAAUGUUCCACCAGCACGACUUCGAAGAAAAGAGGAACAUGUCCGAAAAGUGGAUCAAGUGCCAUGCGGACAUAGAGAGUAUGGUCGCAGAGCUGGAGCGAGUUCUCACCAAAGUCUGCAGUGCGGCCAUGCCGAAGAAGAAAUGGCACGAAUGGUCUAGACCUUGGUGGACCCAAGAUCUCACACGUGCGAAUAGGGAUGCGUACCGAGCAAGAAGAAGGUUCCAGCGGACCAAGGACCCUGCAACGAGGGAUUUAGAGGAACAGCGCUACCGCUAG